This is a messenger RNA of Ectocarpus sp. CCAP 1310/34, 2775 nucleotides long. The record is from the annotation of a GenBank genome assembly. NCBI's taxonomy places the organism in Eukaryota, Phaeophyceae, Ectocarpales, Ectocarpaceae.
AUGACUUCUCCUAUCGAACGGGUCUCUAAUGGCCGAAUGGCCCAUGCUAACAUUGAGCCCGCCGGAGCCGCCGCCCUAACGCCGCCCUCCGGAUCACGGAGCGUUGCGACUUCGCCCGCUCCUGCCUCGCUUCCUGGGUCCUCCCCGUCGGAGAAGAGGACCCGUCCGCCUGGUCCAUCCUCGCCUGUGCCUGGUGCCCGCUCUUUGCCCCUUCGCCCUGCACCGGCUCCGCCGUUUGAUGACAAGUGCGAGUACGCUUCGGAUGACGUCCUUCUUUCCUGGAAACUUCCGUCUGUGUUCUCGCAAUUGACUCCUUCAGCUUUUGACGUACUGGGGGUACGUUAUUCAUGUGGUGAGCAAUUUAUGAUGUCUGAAAAAGCGAAGUUGUUUGGAGAUAUGACGUCGUAUGACAAAAUUAUGGCUGCAACAGAUCCUAUGACACACAAGGUUUUAGGUCGAAAUGUGCGUCCUUUCGACUAUGCUGAAUGGGAGCGUCGUCGUGAAGAGAUCGUGCUUACGGGGUCGUACGCCAAAUUUGCUCAAAGCCAUGACAUGAAGCAUCAUCUACUGGAGACGGGUACCCGCCUCCUUGUAGAAGCCAGCCCCUUCGAUCGUGUUUGGGGUAUCGGCAUGUCUGCAUGCUUUCCAGAUACUAACGUUUCAUCCAAGUGGGCGGCUAGCGGUAAAAACUUGUUGGGAAAAACUUUGAUGGAAGUUCGACGCCUUCUGCGUGAUCAUCCCCUGUCUGGCGAAGAUUUCCCCGCUUCCAAUUCUCCCACGCCCCCCAUUCGCAGCCUCUUCUCCAUGGACAUCGACACAUUCAUGAGGUUGCUACUGCGACAGGUCCCGGGCAUGGUCAAGGUUGUCAAAACGUUGUUAAGCGAACUCGCUCGCCCCCCGAUUUUGGCCUUCCCGGAUUGGGCAGCAUUCGAGGACAACAGCCGUCCUCUUGGUUUGUGUUCCGACGCGUGCAUCGACGGUUUUGGCGCUUCCUUGGAACAAGAACAGCUCGAUGGCUCGGUGAGACCCAUCAUGUACAUCAGCCGCGCUACUCUUGCUGCGGAGCGCAACUGGACCGUUUUGGAUCUGGAGGCUGGUGGCAUUGUUUGGGCCAUCAAACGCAAUCGCGGGUAUCUGUGGUCGACCAGGUUCAUCAUCUAUCUGGACCACAAAGCCUUGGAGAGGAUCGGCAAGGUUGGGGAACACAACGCUAGGGUGCAACGAUGGCUGGAAUUCCUGUCCAACUUCACCUACACCCUGAAAUAUCGGAAAGAUGAUGUGCCUGUAUUGGCGGCCAAAACCAGACUGCACACGACCGAUGACAACAUCACCCUCCUCGUACAUAAAUCGGCGACGUCGCCGGUUGGGCGCUCUGGCGACAGGACCACUCGUCUGCCGGAUACUGGCGUGCCCCGCGUCUACGUGCCAAUGCUGAUGCGUCCGUGGGUCCUUCAUGCAUGCCAUACGGCCGCGUCAUUCCAUCUCGGCGUCCAUCGUACACAGCGUCUGCUCGAGCGCUUCUACUGGUGGAUUGGUUUGGAUCGUUCCGUGCGCUGGUGGCUUCGGGCGUGUUUGGUGUGUCAAGCUCGCAAGGUUUCACGUCAGACUGCUCGGUGGCCCGUCAUCGCUAUGCCAUUGCCGCAGGGGCCUGGUAUGGUCGUCGGCGUCGACUUCUUCGGACCUCUGCCAGUGACUGCCAAGGGCAACUCCUACAUUUUGUUGUUCACAGACCGUUUCAGUCGGAGAGCCGACAUGUUCGCAGUUACAGCGGCGGAAUUCACGGCGAGAGGGACUGCUCACAUGUUCGUCAACCAGUACAUGACCAAGUGGGGAUGUCCGACUACGUUGUUGUCGGACAACGGACUGCAUUUCUGCUCGAAGCUCUCCAUGGCGAUCUACGAGGUGAUGAAGAUCAAGAAGGUCACCACCAGCUCCUACCACCCACAGACCAACUGCGGCACGCAACGCGUCAACCACAGGAUGGCCCAGAUGCUUGCGGUGGUCGUCAACGAACAGCAAAACGAUUGGGACAUACAUCUCCCGCACGUUGAGUUUGCCUACGACAAUUCCGUGAACCAGUCUACUGGAUUAGCGCCAAACGAGAUCCACAUCGGACGCAUCCCGCGACUCCCGCUUUCGGUCUUCGAUCAUCCCACAGUAGGUGGUCAUCAAAGCUUGGCCCUCGAUCAGCUCGAGUAUUGCAACCUGGCUGUCGAUCGCCAGCGCCGGGCCUACGAACUUGUCCGUGAGUACAAUGCGCUGAAGAUUUCGCGAGUCGAACGCCGAAAUUCAUCCCUGCUGGCCGCCAUUCACAAGCUCCCUCAAAUUCCCGUGGUCGGGUGGGCUUGGGUGUACAACACGGCUGCUACAAUUCGACAGGGUGUGCAGAAGGACACGGACCAACAAGUGCUCAAGGCCAAAUUCGCACUUUCCUGGACGGGGCCGUACAAAGUUCUUGCGGUGGGUCCCACCUCUGCCGACGCCACUCCGGACGGCCGCCCGUUGACGCGUAAACUCCUCUACCUGGACCUGCCUUCCGAUCUUUCCGGCCCGGCAGCUCGUUGUCGCGUGUCUGUCCUUCGUUGCAAGCCCUGUCGCAAUCCGUACGAGACGGACGGCUUGCCGCAAUCUCUGCCCGCCGAGCUUUUGCGUUAUGUUCUGCACUCUUUUGGAGAUGAAUGUCCACCUUCCCACGUCACCGCGGAUGAUGUGUCGGUGCCUGUCGGGCGCCCGAGGUCGACUACAUCUCGGGACUCAACUGGUGCGGGGCCGUAG